Colletotrichum lupini is the source of this 129-nucleotide messenger RNA. RefSeq lists its product as uncharacterized. The record is from RefSeq and is a predicted model, not a curated record. NCBI's taxonomy places the organism in Eukaryota, Fungi, Ascomycota, Sordariomycetes, Glomerellales, Glomerellaceae. The transcript has 2 exons. Bases 1 to 129 code for a protein of 42 amino acids.
AUGCGGUACGGAGUAUCAGCUGCGGGUGAUGCGUGCAUGCAGUCUGGUGCGGCUGCGACUAAGUUUAUCGAUUGUGUAUGCCUGACCCAGCAUCCGGAGAUGGCCUUUGUAACAACCCCGAUGCUCUAG